Sclerotinia trifoliorum is the source of this 3692-nucleotide messenger RNA. NCBI's taxonomy places the organism in Eukaryota, Fungi, Ascomycota, Leotiomycetes, Helotiales, Sclerotiniaceae. The record is from the annotation of a GenBank genome assembly.
UUUGUAUCUUUUCAUUUUAUCUCGAACCUCUUUCCAAUCUUCAAUUAAUUUGAUGUCGUUAUGAUGGAUUGUGUGUCGGUUCCCUCCUUCUUCAGCAAGGCUCUUCAAGGAAGAAGUCAACCACAGGAUCGAAACAUAGCAUCAAAAACCCCCAAUCCCUUGAGUUAUCCUAAGAGUUCUUUACGCUACGAUCCGCAACUCUUCAAGAACCCAUCAUCAGAAUAUCGAGGAUGCCCCUUCUGGGCAUGGAACACAAAACUCGACAAGGGCCAACUCCUUCGUCAAAUUGAUUAUUUCGCUGAGAUGGGAUUGGGCGGAUUUCAUAUGCAUGUUCGUACUGGUCUCGAUACAGAAUAUAUGGGAACAGAAUUCAUGGAUAUGAUUCGUGCUUGUGUUGAUUAUGCCGAAACCAAAAAAAUGUUAGCUUGUUUAUAUGAUGAUGAUAGAUGGCCUUCUGGAGCUGCUGGGGGAAAGGUUAUAAAGAAGUAUCCUGAACAUAAAGGGAAACAUCUUCUUUUUACACCUCAUCCUUACGGCACAGUACCACUUGGAGGGUAAGUUAUGAACCAACCACACUCCCCUCAUAAUCUGAUAUAUUUUAUCAACAGAGGCGCUCCCUCGUCAGCCAGAGCUAGCAGGAGUGAGAAUGGACAUCUAAUAGCAAGUUAUAACAUCGAGUUGAAUACUGAUGGCACACUCAAGUCAAGUCGAAUCUUGAAAGAAGACGAACCUGGUGACAAUAUCUGGUACGCCUAUGUUGAGUCGAAUCCUAAUUCAUCUUGGUUCAAUGAUCAAACAUACGUCGAUACUCUCAGUGAAGAUGCAAUGGCUCGCUUUAUUGAAAUUACGCAUGAAGCUUAUAAGGAUAAAUGUGGCGACAAAUUUGGAACUGUUAUACCCUGCAUCUUUACGGAUGAACCUCAAUUCGCUACCAAAACACGUCUUACUCAUCCCCGAGCUAACGAUGAUAUAUUUCUUCCAUGGACGACUGAUUUGCCUGAAAGCUUCCAGAGAGAGCACCAUGCCAAUAUUGUGGAAUUGUUGCCCCAGGUUAUAUGGAAUCUUCCAGAUGAUAAACCAAGCUUAUCAAGAUAUCGAUAUCAUGAUCAUGUCUGUGAAAGAUUUGUUUCAGCAUUCAUUGAUCAAAUUAGUCGUUGGUGCCGGAAAAAUAAUUUGUACCUAGAUGGGCACAUGAUGGAAGAGCCAACACUUUACUCCCAAACUACAGCUCUAGGUGAAGCCAUGCGUUGCUAUCGAAAUAUGGAUAUGCCGGGCAUAGACUUACUUGUUGAUGGUGUCGAAUACAAUACUGCGAAGCAAGCUUCUAGUGUUUCUAGACAAAUGGGUCAUCGAGGUACAAUGUGUGAGAUAUAUGGAGUUACUCAUUGGUACUUCACAUUUGAGGGCCACAAAGGUUGUGGUGAUUGGCAAGCAGCUCUUGGCAUUACCUUUCGUGUUCAUCACCUUGCUUGGUUAAGCAUGGCUGGAGAAGGGAAAAGAGACUACCCAGCUUCUAUUAAUUAUCAGAGUCCUUGGUACAAAGAAUAUGGUUAUGUUGAAGAUCAUUUUGCAAGAGUUGGAGUGGCAAUGACACGAGGGAAAGCUGUCACUCGAGUUGGGGUCAUUCACCCUAUCGAGAGUUAUUGGUUAUGCUUUGGUCCUGAUCAAAGUGGUGAUGAAGCAGGGUCUCGCGAUCGUGCAUUUUCCGACCUCACGAACUGGUUACUCCACGGCUUAAUUGACUUUGAUUUCAUAUCUGAGAGCUUAUUACCAACUCAGGUGAGUAAGAAUCAGGCCGGCAAGAAGCUGAGAGUAGGAUUUUGUGAAUACGACGUAAUCAUUGUGCCGAAUCUACGUACCAUUAGAUCAUCAACUCUCAAAGUUUUGCAAGCAUUUUCGAAAGCUGGGGGUCAUGUCAUCAUUGCUGGAAGUUCACCUGAGUGAGUAACAGCUUCAUCUGCUAUUGACCCCUUCAAGCCGAAAUUGUUCGGUUAUAUGUUCGUGGUCGAGAUAUACUAAUUAGGCCCUCUAGAUUAAUCGAUGCCAUAGUCCCGUCACAGAAGCCUACCAUAAAACAUAGUAACAACGUCUUCUGGAGUCAGCAAAACAUUUUGUGUGCACUAAAUGAAUACCGUGAUCUCCGAGUAACAGGGGAGGCUAGCUCCCCUGUCGAGAAUCUGUUGUAUCAGAUGAGGGAAGAUGGAGGGGAAAGAUUUGUUUUCAUCUGUAACACAGAUCGUAAUUCGCCAGUCACGACAAAGAUCGAGCUGAAAGGCCAUUGGGAUACUUUCAUAAUGGACACUUUCAAUGGAGAAGAAAGCCCAGUUCCUAGUCACGUUGAAAGUAGUUGGACACAACUGCAAUAUAAAUUUGAAGGUUGCGCAAGUCUUUUGAUGCGAUUAAUACCAAGGACAAGUCAUUCUAAUAAAGAGGUACUACCAUUGGUCAAAACCUCGGAGAAGACACCUCUAUUGGAAUCUAAAGUUACUCUCGCAGGAGUAGAACUUUCAGAGCCAAAUGUUCUCAUGCUUGAUUACGCAUCCUACAAACUAGAUUCUGAUGAGUAUUGGUCAGAUUCCACUGAAGUUCUUAAGAUUGAUAAUAUCAUUCGGGAUCGACUAAGAUUACCCCGUAAAGGAGCAGCAUUCAGACAACCUUGGUCAGUCCCAGCUUCAGAAAGAGCUCCCAAGACACAUGUCACCAUGCGUUUCCUUAUUAGAUCAGGGUGUGAUAUUAAUAGCCCAACAAGAAUCGCUCUCGAAGAUGCCAAAACAAUGGAAAUUAGUAUAAACGACACCAAGUUGAAUUUCCAAGGAGUUGAUGGUUGGUGGGUUGAUGAAGAUAUCCAGACUUUGAGAAUACCGGCCAAUACUAUCAAGGAGGGAACGAAUACGCUCACAAUCUCUUUUCCAUUUGGGAUUCUUACGAAUAUUGAACGUUUGUACUUGCUCGGGGAAUUUUCCAUUGGCACCAAACACGGCAAAUAUUAUCUCGAGCCACCCAGGAGCAUAUCCUGGGGAGAUGUCACAAAACAAGGUCUACCUUUCUAUGCAGGCAAUUUAACAUACAUUUGUAAUGUCUCGCUACCACCAGCAAGUCUUGACACAACUGUUUAUCUCUCGGUCCCGGAGUUUUCUUCACCAGUACUCGUUGUCGCUUCAGCUGAUACGGACCAAAAACUUGGACGUAUAGCGUUCCAACCUCGAAUGCUCGAUAUUACAUCACUUGGACCAGGAACUCAUAAGAUUGCAAUAACAGCUUUUGGAAAUAGGUAUAAUUCUUUUGGGCAUAUCCAUUUACCUGAUGGAAUUACGAAUGGUUGUUCUCCGGAUAGCUGGAGGAGUAAGUUUUCCUCGUUUCUCCUUUUUGCUCUAUGACUAUUCACUAAUUGAAAUAGCUGCUGGAAAUUGGUGGACGGAUAAUUAUAACGUGAAACCUGUUGGCAUAUUGGAAUGUCCGAGUUUGAAGGCGGAAAUAAAUUCAGUUGACGCAAUAGAUGAAGGAGACGAGGAAGAGUGGGAGAUAUUAGAAUAGGCGUGUGUUAUGCAACGGAUAUGAUGGCCGGCGCAAAAACAAUUUCUUUAUGAAUCUACUCUAUCUGGAGGGUUUAAUGAUCCAGGAGUUCUGAAAACUGUUCUUGACCCAGCAGAAUCCAUCCUUUCUAGUUCAAUAUCAUGUGAAAUUCCUUCUUC